Thamnophis elegans (Western terrestrial garter snake) is the source of this 1464-nucleotide messenger RNA. It is a transcript of the gene IRX4, whose product is annotated as iroquois homeobox 4. Gene Ontology annotation, biological process: neuron differentiation; cell development; regulation of transcription by RNA polymerase II. The record is from RefSeq and is a predicted model, not a curated record. Gene Ontology annotation, cellular component: nucleus. Bases 1 to 1464 code for a protein of 487 amino acids. Lineage: Eukaryota; Metazoa; Chordata; Lepidosauria; Squamata; Natricidae. Gene Ontology annotation, molecular function: DNA-binding transcription factor activity, RNA polymerase II-specific; RNA polymerase II cis-regulatory region sequence-specific DNA binding. The transcript is spliced from 5 exons.
AUGUCCUACCCGCAGUUUGGAUACCCUUAUUCAUCUGCACCCCAGUUCCUGAUGACCACCAACUCCUUAUCCACUUGCUGUGAGACCAGUGGUAGGUCCUUGGCAGACUCAGGAGCAGCCCCCUCCACUCAGACCCCUGUCUACUGUCCAGUAUAUGAGAGCAGGCUUCUGGCCACAGCGAGGCAUGAACUCAAUUCAGCAGCUGCUCUGGGAGUCUACGGGAAUCCCUACACAAACACUCAAGGCUAUGGCAAUUAUGUCACUUAUGGGACAGAGGCAUCUGCUUUCUAUUCCUUGAAUAGCUUUGAUUCGAAGGAUGGGAGUGGAUCUGCGCAUGCGGGCAUUACCCAGGCGGCUGCUUACUAUCCCUACGAUCACACACUCAGUCAGUAUCAAUAUGACAGAUAUAGCACCAUGGAUGGAGGGACGCGGAGGAAAAACGCCACUCGGGAAACAACCAGCACCCUGAAGGCCUGGCUGCAGGAACACCGCAAGAACCCUUACCCAACGAAAGGCGAGAAGAUCAUGCUGGCCAUCAUCACCAAAAUGACCCUGACACAGGUUUCCACCUGGUUUGCCAACGCCCGGAGGAGGCUCAAGAAGGAGAACAAAAUGACAUGGCCCCCAAGGAACAAAUGUGCUGAUGAGAAAAGACCCUAUGAGGAGGAGGAGGAGGAGGACGAGGAGGGAGAAGGUCAAGGGGAGAACCUAAAGAAUGAGAAAGUCGAGGAGCCCUCCGGGAAGGAAGACAAAGAGCUGGGCCUAAGCGACCUCGACGACUACGACCCACUGGAGUCGGAAAGCUCGGAGGGCGAGCUGAAGACUCAACCCUUCGGCCACGCGGAAAGCAACGCGUGCGCCAACGAGCCAAGGAAGGAACCCAUCCUGGUGACGGGCGCGGCCUCGCUGGAAAGCCCCCUCGACAGGGCCAAGAGCUGCCUCAAGGAGCCCGGCUCGGGGCCGGAAGGCUGCGAGGCGACGGAGCUGCUGGACGCCAGGCAGAGGAGCUGCGAGGCCAAGCCGUGUUACCAGCCCCAGCCGCCGCCCCUCGAAGGCGGCGGGAAGCCGAGGAUCUGGUCCCUAGCGCACACGGCCACCUCGCUCAACCAGGCGGAGUACCCCUCGUGCAUGCUGAAGCGCCAGCAGGGGGCGGCGAGCGGCGUCGGGGCGGCGCAGGCGGCCAGCGUCCUGGAGAGACCCCCGAAGGAUUCUCCCGUGGCCAACCUCAGGAACUGGGUGGACGGCGUGUUCCACGACCCUCUCUUCAGACACAGUACUCUCAACCAGGCCUUGAACAGCACCACAGUGUCUUGGGCUACCACCAAAGGCUCCCUCUUGGAGACGGGGGCCUUGGGGCGCUCGCUGGGGGCCAAGGGGCAGCUGGCCGGCCUGGCUGGGCCUCAGGACUCCGGCAAAGACUUCUUGGCUUUUCCCAAAGCGGGCAGCAAAAUGUUCUGCUCUUAA